AUGGUCUCAAGUCAACCCAACAACUACUUUCCAAAUUUCCCUCCUCCAACACCUUCCCACCCUUUCAAUCCUCCACCACCACCUUCACAUUUUUUCAACCCUCCACCACCGCCACCUCAUUCAUUUUCUUCUCCUCCUCCUCCUCCACCAUUCCGAUCACCACCGCCUCCGCCGCCGUCACCUAGUCCUCCUUUUUCUCCUCCACCCCCUAAGGUGCGGCCACCACCGCCGCCACGCCGUCCGAUUCGUCCUCCACUGCCGCCACCACGCCCUAUUCGUCCUCCACCCCUUCCUCCUGCCCCAGUUCCACCUUCACCCUCUCCGAACAACCCCACAAUCAUAAUAGUCGUGGUUGUCUCACUUGGUGGCCUCGUGUUGCUCUCAAUGCUUGCUUUUGCCCUAUUCUGCUGCUUUCAAAGGAGGAAGAAGAAGAAGACGCAAGAAACCGAGGUAAUUCACUUUGACGAGCACAAAAAGAUAACUGAAACCACCGUGCCUGGUCCUUUUGGACGCAAUACAGUAGUGGUAACAGUUGAAGAUGAUGUGCAUAUCGAUGAAGAAAUCAAGAAGAAUGAGAAAGUUGGUCAUGGUUUGCAUGCAAAAUCAUCUUCACCUGAAGCAGAUCAAGGUACUUCUAGCAGCAUUGUUGAGGUUGCAACUACUACUCCUCUUGCACUUCAACACCAUGAAGAUCAUCAUCACCAGCCUCAAAACAAGCCCUGA
Messenger RNA from Cajanus cajan (pigeon pea), 723 nucleotides. The record is from RefSeq and is a predicted model, not a curated record. Lineage: Eukaryota; Viridiplantae; Streptophyta; Magnoliopsida; Fabales; Fabaceae.